Porites evermanni is the source of this 4661-nucleotide messenger RNA. The record is from the annotation of a GenBank genome assembly. Lineage: Eukaryota; Metazoa; Cnidaria; Anthozoa; Scleractinia; Poritidae.
AUGGCGGCUGGAGGAAGCGAGCUGAGUCAAAUGUCUUGUGAAGAUUUUGGAGAAUUUAAGGUAAUUAAAGUGCUCUUACUUUGUCUAGGCAUAAAUGAAGCUGUUAGACUUCGAAACAUUUCGUAUGAUUUGGGAACACUGCCAUAAAUUAUAGCGAUUAAUUGAAGGGUCAUCAAUAUAGGGGAAUUUUUAAAAGCUACAAUGGUCGUCAAAUUUCGUUGAUACGCUAGACAAAAGCUGAGGAUUUUUUUGUUACACCUUAUUAACCGACUUAUACAAUUUCUCUGUGUAUGCUCCUUCUUUCCUUCAGUGUUGAGAUUCACGCAAUGUACUGGGUAAUGCGCUAAUCAACAUUGUAGAAGCUGGCUAAUAUGAAUGAAAAUGACGACUGUUGUAGCCAGUAAUUGUCACGGAAACAGAAAAUGCGCCUUGGCACUGACAGGCUGUUCUCCUGUCCUUUUGACCUUUUCUUCUUACCCCUAUAGAAUUAAAUAAAAUUAUAUUCACCUGAAGACCCCUCAAAAAUGUAGGUUCUAGCCCCCAAAAUUUUACUUUUUUUGACCCGAAAAAGUUUCAUCAAUCCUUGACUCAGCAGGUUUGCAAAUUACAUGCAACAGCCACGUGUGACUUUCACCAGUGCACAUAGCUGCAAUAGGUGCACAAGUGUAUAAGGAACUACUGUGGUAACCAUGUUUAUAUAAACUUAAGAAUUUCUUCUAAAAAGGUACUGAUUAAACAAUACCUUACCACAUAAAUACUUAAGACAUCUACUGAUUAUGAAUUCUGGGAGAGGUUUAUUCAUGGAUCCAUUUAAAAAGCAAUGGGUUGAACUAGAAAAUUCAGAAAUUGUUGGGGGAGAAGUUUAAGGAUAGCAGCAGUCAUAGAAAGUAUUUGUUCUUUAAAGAAUUCUUUGAGCAUUUGUGUCAAGAAAUUAAAGCUCUGGAAGACAGAAUUCUACAGAAGUUAAACAAUAUUUCUGACAAAAAGAGUGGAGCACUGCCCCUCAGCCUCUUUUUCAAUCUGCCCAUGAAAAUAUGAUCACAAUUCAUGGAGUCAAUUUUUUUUUCACUUUUAAAGAUGUUACAGGUGAUUACACGUAUUUAAAAGCUACCACUACAUCUGCUCCAAAACUUAAUACAGCUUUGCUAUUCUCUGAAUUUAUGUCUUUGUUAUUUGCUUGCAGGAAGCUUUAAAGGUUCUUCGCCUUCUUGAUGACAAAAUAAUCUAUGAAUUAAAUAAAAGUGUUCCCACUGCCUCUUUUGCUGGGGAAAUCAGUGCAAAGGAGAAAUGCAAUGAACUAUACAAUGAGGUAUACAGUAAUAUGACGUACAUAAUGUAUAAGCUAUAAUUGAAGAAAAAAGGAUCACGUAAUAGUUUUGGAUUAAAAAAUUUAUUGGAGAGAGGAAUCAGAAAAAAUUUAACCCUUGUAAAGCUUUAAAUUGCAUCUUACAUUUUUGGCAAAAAAUAGUGAAACCCUUGUUAUUUCAAAAGACUCAAGUUUCCCUAAGAUGACUUCAGGAACAGAUACUAACCUUUUAGAGCUGUUUAGAACAGAUUUCUACAGGUGUACCGUAAAAGUACUCUGGAUAGCCUAAAAAGUGUCUUCAAUGUAUUUCGGAAGAGUCUGUAGUUGGUUGCUUCUGAGUGGUGUUUUGGUUAUAUUACAGCUGCUGACUGCUUAUCAAACAAGAGAUCAAGCAAUAAAGAAGUGCAUAAAUACAGUCAAUGAAAAUGUCCAGCAGCUUAGGAAAAGAAAAGAAAAUAAUCAAGACGACAUACAAGCAAUGAAAGACCUUGGGAAAGAACAAACAAAGGUAAAACUCUCACCAUUUCUAUGAACAUAUUUUCUCCAAUAAAUUCCCACAAAUUCCUUCAAACAAGCAAGGAACCUUAUGAAAGCAGCCUCCUUCUGUCCCCUCACUUUUUAAGAGUAAACUGAAGACAUCAUUGAAAGCCUCUUUGCUGCUUUUUAUUGUUUGACUUCCCUGAUUUGAACACAACCGAACAUUUUCUUUUCCAUUAAGUUUGAGUUAUCCCCAUAUCUAUGUACGUGCAGAGCCCUUUUAUGUUUAAGAUAUUUUCUUUUUAUUUUUGCAUAAAUAUUUCAGUCCUUUUAAGUGUAUAUGACACAAAUUUAAGAAUUUAAAAAUUCUUAAAUUAUAUGGGUAAAGUAUGUAACCAAAAUUCAAACUCAUCAAAAAUCUUUCAAAACCUUUUCUUUUUCGUCUUCAAAACAUACAAAUUUCCCUCCAAAAAUGUCCUCCCUAAAGCAUUGCCAAAUUGACAAGUGUGAUGUUAAUUGAUUACUGUAAGAAUGGGGUGCCCAGGAUUUCAAGUGACAGGGAUGAUCAAAGAAUUUUUUUUGGUUUGAAUUUUUGAUGCCAGGAUUUUUUGGGAAGAAAUAUUUGGCAAGUAUUUUUUGAGUAUUCAAAACAAUCUGAAGAUUUGUGUUAGUGCCUGGGUAUGCCAGCCUUGUAGUUCGGCUAAUAAAGUACAACCAAACUUGUUUGGUUUUUGGAAAUUUUUAAGGCUAGGAAAUUUGGCAUGGUUUUUUUUUUGUGGGGUGGCUAAUUUUUGGUCCAUGGAUCUAUUUUGGUUUUGAUUUUUGCCCCCAUUCAAUCUUCCCCAUCACUCGAAAUCUGUCCUGUAUUCCUCUGGGAGAAUAAUAAAAUUAUUGGAUCAAUUGAGGUUUCUAGGUGACUGACCACCUGUCCUCCCCAAAGUCACAAUUUUGCCCUAAGUGAGGGAGAGGUACAGUCGAAACUCUUUAACAAGGACACCAAAGGGACAGAGCGAUGUGUCCGUAUUAGAGAGGUGUCCUUAUAAAAGAGGUCAAUACGAUGACGUCACUUUUAUGACUCCACUUACAGUGUUAAGUGUUCAGUAGCUAAAACCAGGCUUACAGUUGUCUUUAAACUGCAUUUAAGUUUAUUAAUUCACAGCACAAAGACUCUGUCUUUCAGUAGCAUACAACUUUGUACAUAUCGAGACGAGCUACAGUGAAUGCUGCCUGUAGAAAGUUGUAAUGUCAAGCACAACUCUGGAAGCAUCUUACGCUAUUUUGCAAGUGCACUAAACCGUAACAAGGGUAGAAAAUGUAAUAGAAAAGAUCUUUAUGCUAUCUGUAGUUAUUGAAGCCUGAAAAAAGUUGGUUAUGUUUCUCUGCACACCUUUUGCAAAUUGUUUUUUUAUAAAGCUGUUGCGAGAAAGGUUGUCGGAAAAAGUGCACGCGACAAUCCCGAAAGGUAUUGUGGGUGGUUUUGUCUGCCCUGUUCUCCAAAGAAAUUUGAAAGAAUGGCACGAGAGGCCAUGGACAUAUGUUCGCAAGUGCUAGUGGAAAGCAACAAAAGUAGGUUCGACAACUGCAGUCGUUAGGAACAGUGUAUUGAUCAUAUCCCAUAUUACCUUUCGGAGUUGUCGCGUGCACAUUUUUUCCGACAACCUUUCUCGAAAUAGCUGUAUACAGCGACGGGCUUUUGCAGUCACCUUGCAUAGCUCAUCAGCCAGACGGGGUUUACCCCGGGGGUAGAUUCACCUGAUAAGGAUUCAGAAUUCACCUGAUCACCACAGUGCCCGUAAUAAAGAGGUCAAGUUCUUAUGAAUUUACUCUCUAGGGCCAAGAUUUAGUGUCCGUUGUCUGUAUUACAGAGGGUCUGUAUUAUGGAGGUUUUUUUAAAGAAAGUAUAUGAGAAUUUUGUUGGGACAUAUGAAACUGCCUGUAAUAUAGAGGUGUCCAUAUUAGAGAGGUGUCCGUACCCAGAGGUUCGACUGUACAUGUAAGUGCUAUUGUUGACUUAGAUGUAGGGAAGGAGUAGGUGAUCCGAAUAAUUAACAAGAUGGUGGAAAAUCCGAGACAGAUCAGAAGAGACCAUACAAUGUAGAUGGGUGGGUUGAGAUAAGUAGAGGAGGGUGGGCAAACAAAGUAAGGGGUGCACCAAAGAAAUGGGAUGGGAGAGGCAAACAGGGUGAGGAACACCAAAGAUAUGGGAGGGGAAGGGCAAACAGAGUAAGGGGCACCAAAGAUAUGGGAUGGGAGAGGCAAACAGGGUGAGGAACACCAAAGACAUGGGAGGGGAGGGGCAAACAGGGUGAGAAAACCAAAGACAUGGCAGGGGAGGGGUAAACAGGGUGAGGGACACCAAAUACAUGGAAGGGGAGGGGCAAACAGGGUGAGGGGCACCAAAGACAUGGGAGGGGAGGGGCAAACAGGGUGAGGAACACAGUUGAGAUGACCAGGAAGGGUGGAGUGGUCCAGUCUUGUGUGGAGUUUUGCUUGCAGACAUGAAUACACAGAAAUAUUAUACAACCGUUUUCUCUUUCUCUAUUCUUUUACAGCUUCGCUUAAUGCGGUCAGAGCUUAGUGUAGAAGAGGUUAUAAAACAACGUACUCUAAAGGUAAAGUUCUAAUAGUAGUAUUAGAGGCAAAAUAAUAAUAUCAUGUCAUAGGGAAAGAGCUUUUGAUGAACAAGAUAGCUGGCUUGUGUUUGGCAGCAGUUAUGUUCAAGAGAGCUGUUAGUGUGGGAAGUACUGCAUACUAGUCUUGUUCUUCCAUACUUCUGUAGGGGAGCUUGGUGAAAAUUUGUCAGUUAUCUCAUCAAUUGUUCUUUAAUUUGCAGGUUUUCAAUGAGAGAUGCUGGAAGUCAUUCAAACCACCACAAUAA